AUGCUCGUGAAGGCAGCCUGGCUCCUCCUCGUCGCUGCCGCGAGCGCAGAUGUUUACAUGCACACCCUGCGCGGCUCCAACAACCGGCUCGACGAGGGCGACGGCAACGCCAACAACCAGAAUCGCCUCUUCGACUCACAGAAUAAUGCGGCGGCGAGUUCGGCUCUCGCUCGCUCCAAGCCUGUUCUCAAGUGGACGACCCAGCACUCGUGCGGAUCCGAGAACGCCGAGUGCCAGAUCGUCAUUCAGUGGAUGUUCAACGACGACGACUCCACGCCUGCUGGGCUGCCUCCCGCGCCCGACGGAGUCGGAGAGGGGCCGCUUCGCGACGGAACCGACGGCAAUACGCAGAACGUCAACGCGCCGCUCCUGAUCCGAGGCCUACAUGAGCCGCUCUCCUACUAUCGCAUGUGCGAGGAUCGGAAGCGGAACGGUGGCUUGUACGCCGCAGACCAGGACAUCGACAACGACAACACCGAAGCAGACGAGACUCGGCAAAACCCAGACGGCACGAGGUACGGGUACGAGUGCCCCGAGGAGCGUGACUACUAUCCGUACUGGCACCCCUCCCCAUGGCGCGACAUUGCGGUCCUGACCAACAACCUCGAGAUGCAGCCCUUCUACGAAGCCAACUCGCAGAACGUCGCCGAGAAGAACUACUGCGCGGGUGAGUCGAGCAACCCGGAGCGCUGGAGCAACGGCAUUCGCGAGGCCAACUCGGCGAGGCGCUGCGGCGAGGCUGGCGGAGAUUGGGUGGCAGCAGAGCCCUUUGGCACCGAUACCGUCCAG
Emiliania huxleyi CCMP1516 is the source of this 789-nucleotide messenger RNA. RefSeq lists its product as hypothetical. NCBI's taxonomy places the organism in Eukaryota, Haptophyta, Isochrysidales, Noelaerhabdaceae. The transcript is spliced from 2 exons. The annotation marks the transcript as partial. The record is from RefSeq and is a predicted model, not a curated record.